UCGUCCUCUUUUUUAUUAGUCUUGGGUUCACAAAAUACUUUAUAAAGUGCUUUACACACCUCUAUGCGCCUUAAAACUGAGUUUCUUUUCAUCUUCUUCUCAAGCAAUCUCUUAUGUACCACAUUUUAUGGCUUAGUAUAAAUUCAUUUCUAAGCAUAUUAAAACCUCAAGAACAAGCUAUCAUUUGACCUUUUUUCCCUCUCUUAUCAUGGAACCCAUGAAUUCAUCAACCAACUCUCUUGGCAGUACCACCAUCAACGUCAAUAUCUCUGAUGAAGCAAAUGCAAUGAUCGUCCCGUUACUGCUGACGAACCCGUCUUAUCAUCGUUCAAAGUCGAACAUAUACGAUGAGCUACGAAGUUUCCGUGUAAGUCUCAAGUGGUGUGCACUUGAUCAUUCAACAUAUGUAAAUAAAACCAUUUCUUACUUGGUUUUUAUUUUCCUCACCAUAGUUGUUCCCAUUUUUAGUUCAGUUUUUGUUCAUGUCCCUAAAACUUCAACUAUUGAGGAUCCAAUUUCAUUCAACAAGUUGAUUCAGUUACCAGAGUCAGGUCUAGCCAUUAUUGGUUUCUUCACAAUAUCCCGGUUCUUUAAAAAGUACGGUCUGCGUCGGCUUCUAUAUCUUGAUGAACUUCAAGAUGAUUCAACGUACGUUCGACGUGGGUAUGCACGAGAACUUGAUAAAUCCUUUAGACACCUUGCUUACAUUCUUUUACCUUCUUUUCUUGUUGAAUUUGCACAUAAGAUACUAUUCUUUUCAACAGUCAUAGUGUCGAUCCCCGUACCGUACGCAGAAAACCGUCUACCGUACAAUUCGAUUAUGUUUCUAGCAGGAUUAGUAUCAUGGGUGUAUAGAACUGGUGUGUUUUUGUUAGUCUGUGCUUUGUUUAGAUUAACAUGUGAGUUGCAGAUACUAAGGUUUGAAGGAUUUCAGAAGAUGUUAGAAGGUUAUGGGUCAGACCCCGGUACCAUUUUUGAAGAACAUAUGAGGAUAAAAAAGCAAUUAUCGGAAACAAGUCACCGGUACCGGCUUUUCAUUGUGGCUUCUUUGUUUAUGAUUACUAUUUGUCAGUUUGGAGUUCUCAUGUUAGUUUUGGGUUCAAAAGCUGAGAAGAACUUCUUCAAUUCAGGCGAUCUUGUGGUUUGUUCAGCAGUGCAGUUGAGUGGUUUCUUACUGUCACUAUUGGGAGCAGCAAGAAUUACUCAUAGAGCCCAAGGAAUUGUUUCCAUUGCUACAAGGUGGCACAUGCUUCAUGCAACUACAUACAGCAAUGGGGUCUCGAAGAGUAAAUGCUGCACGCUGGAAAAGAUAGACAGAAUUUCAGCGGCCAAUGCUGGGGUUGUCGAAGAGUCUAACCGCGCAAUCAGUAGUAACUCAACAAAUGACACUUUGAUUGCGAUGCCGUCACAGGAUUCAUCAUCUUUCCAAACCAGACAAUCUUUGGUGACAUAUUUGCAGCACAACAACGGCGGAAUCACCGUGUAUGGGUUCGCGCUGGACAGGGGAUUGCUACACACACUCUUUGCCUUCGAAUUUUCUCUAGUUUUAUGGAUCUUAAGUAAAGUUGUUGUCCUCUCAUCUUGAUAAUGCUUUCAUAAAUCAUGAAAUUCAUUAAAAUCUGUUUAUAAUAUUGUAUAGCGUAUAGCUCCUACAUGUAACGAGAGUGCUUACAUUUUUCCAUUGAAUUUCCCAAUCUUUUGAUCAAGCAGGUAUGUGAACCAAUUUCCUAGCUAGUGGAACCUUUAAUACUGUACGCACUUUAUUCACAGAAAGCAAUGUUCCCAAAAUAUCCGAAGCAGACAAGAAACUGAAGCAAAUAUACUAUAAACAGAAAAUGGGGCAGAAUCAAAACAUUUUAGUACCCUAUUAUCCUUGAUGGUUCAGGGAAUUACACCAAUCUCCAACAUAUUCCAGAAAAAAAAAAAAAAAAAGACUAACAAUACUUGUAAACACUCACAAGGGGACUUCUAGAGUGAUCCUCG
Molecule: messenger RNA, 1983 nt
Organism: Papaver somniferum (opium poppy)
Lineage: Eukaryota; Viridiplantae; Streptophyta; Magnoliopsida; Ranunculales; Papaveraceae
Exons: 2
Coding region: 209-1585 (458 amino acids)
Source: RefSeq, a predicted model, not a curated record